AUGGCGCAGCUCAUCCUCGACCUAUUCUACUCGAUAGGAAACUGCCUGAAUUGUUUCCCGGGAUCGCCAACCCUCAAGAUCAAUUCGCGCAGUUUCAAGAUUCUGCGACUUCUAGGCGAGGGCGGCUUCUCCUACGUAUACCUAGUGGAAGACACGACGACGCACCAGCUUUUCGCGCUGAAGAAGAUCCGAUGCCCGUUCGGCGCCGAGUCGGUGCAGCAGGCCAUGCGUGAGGUGGACGCGUACCGUCUCUUCGACCACAUCCCAACCAUCAUCUCGGCCGUGGACCACAGCGUCGCGACCGAGAGGGGUGGCGACGAGGCCACCAAGACGGUAUACGUCCUGCUGCCCUACUACCGACGGGGCAACCUCCAGGACAUGAUAAACGCAAACCUAGUAAACCACGACAGGUUCCCCGAGCGCAGGCUCAUGGUGCUUUUCUUGGGCGUGUGUAAGGCCCUCAGGGCUAUGCACGAGUAUAAGCCCCCGGUGGAGCGAAUGGAGACAGGCCGCGAAGAUGACGAUCCCGGCGCUGGCGCUGGCGCUGGUGGCCGCGCCGGUGCCGGUGCCUCCGGCGCCUCGUCUAGGGGCGAGAGGAGGGCAGAUGAUGAGGAUGAGGGGGAGCAAGGGAGACCUCUCAUGGAAGGGGAGAAUCACGUCAACCAGGGUCGCUCCAAGGUUCGAUCGUACGCGCACCGUGAUAUCAAGCCUGGCAACAUUAUGAUUGACGAUUCUGGCACCACCCCUAUCCUCAUGGACCUCGGGUCCGUGGCCCCCUCCCCCAUCCCCGUCACUUCGCAGUCCAUGGCCCUCCAGAUCCAGGACACGGCAGCUGAGCACUCGACCAUGCCCUACCGCGCCCCGGAACUCUUCGACGUGCGCACAGGCGCCGUGAUCGACACAAAGACGGACAUCUGGUCCAUGGGGUGCACCCUGUACGCCUGCCUCGUCGGCAAGUCCCCCUUCGAGAUGAGGUCUGACGAGACCGGUGGCACCCUGAGCCUGUGCGUCCUGGGCGGUGACUGGAGGUUCCCCGACGAGGGCCCCCAGGGCGUCAGGCGCACGGGCAGCAUGCGCCACCAAGGCCAGCAGGCCGCCGCCGCCGCCGCCGCCCCCCUUGCUACCAUCAGUGAGCCUAUCCGCGACGUCGUCAGGGCUUGUCUCAAGGUCGAGCCAGCUGAGAGGCCUGACAUCAACCAGCUUAUUGCUUCGGUCGAGGCCGUCAUCGAGCAGCUCCCCGAGGACGGGGAGUAA
This is a messenger RNA of Geosmithia morbida, 1254 nucleotides long. RefSeq lists its product as uncharacterized. NCBI's taxonomy places the organism in Eukaryota, Fungi, Ascomycota, Sordariomycetes, Hypocreales, Bionectriaceae. Bases 1 to 1254 code for a protein of 417 amino acids. Gene Ontology annotation, biological process: vacuolar protein processing; protein phosphorylation; regulation of vacuole fusion, non-autophagic. The record is from RefSeq and is a predicted model, not a curated record. The transcript is spliced from 3 exons. Gene Ontology annotation, cellular component: Golgi apparatus; cytoplasm. Gene Ontology annotation, molecular function: ATP binding; protein serine/threonine kinase activity.